AGAUACUCAAAACAGUAAAAUGCUUGACUAAAUAUAGAACAUAAUUCACGAUGAUUCAGAUUUGAUUAUAGCAAUUGCAAAUUGGCCACCGAAACUAGUUACGAGAUGCUGUUAUGAUCGCAACAGCAAUGAUUUUAGUUUUGGUAUAAAGAAGAACGUCAUUUAACCUGAAAUGCAUGUAGAAGGAGAGUUCCUGCAGCUUGCUCUAUACUAAAUAUCCCAUUAUGCUUAAACACAUGGCUUUGUCAAGUUUCGUAGUUGUGGUGUUUCUUGAAGAACAUGGUGACUUAUUUAUUUCAUUUAGUUUGAGCUAAAAAAUCUGAUACAUUCAUUGCAAGGUAACUUUUGAUUUCAUUUAAAACAUUGCUUUUUCUGGAUUUGGAUAGGAGUUGCACAUUGUUAUAAUAAAAAGAAAAAUACCGCAUCCUUUUUUUUAUGAAAUAAAAAGAAAAAAUUGUCACCGCUAGACCGCUUUUGUUUUGGAAAAUUUUCCUGAGAACCAAGAUAUUAAUUUUUUAUGGCCUAAUGUUGAUCUUUUUUAAAUGCAUUUUAUUCAGCUGAUCCCUCUCUAUUCUCUCACCAAUAGUAUAAAUUGAUGAUUUGAUCAUGAAUUAUCGGUUUACAUACAAAUCUGAAGGUUGAUUGAGCAAAGUUUCUGGGACACUUCCGCUUUUAAUUAAAAAGUCUCGCUGAUCAACCAGAGUGAAAAGGGGAAUAACUCAAUUUUCCAGUUUUAACAUAAAAGGAGUUGUUUCCCUUUUCACCUAUACUUAAAACAAUCCAAGUUUUUAAUAAAUGUAUAAUACAUAUUUCUAUUCAAUCAUUUCAUUAAUGAAUAAUUAAGCUAGAAAUGCACAGAGUAAAUAAUGAAGACGAUUAUUAAAAAAUAGGUCAAAACACACAUUGUCAUGUUAGAUAAAGAUUAGUGUAAUAGUUAUUAACUCUCUCUCUCUCUCUCUCUCUCUCUCUCUCUCUUUUGGUGAUGAAAUUUAAAUAAAUAUUAAUUACCUUUGUUUUUUGAUUGUAAAAUCAUUUACCAUCCAAACUAUUUGCUGUAUAAUAUUACUUUGUGUUAUACAUGUACUGGUCUGUAGAAUUGUGUGGUCUCUUUAUAGGUUUCAAGUGUAUGAUACACAGAGAUACAGUGGAUGAAGUCAAGAAAAACAAAAUACACAUGUGGUUUUGAGACCUAGUACCUCUACACAAUGGAAACAGCAAGCACUCCAUGUAAAGUACAUCAGUGUUCUAAGUGUCAGGGGGACACAGCGUACUAUUGUGUAUCGUGUCCAUGUGAUCUGUGUCCCCAGUGUAAAGAGAACCAUGUAAAAGAUCUCCAAACAAUAGACCAUGAUGUUGUGUCACACCGUGAUAAAAUCAACUACAUCCCAACACAAGAGAUAUGUGUGAGACAUCUUUACAUGUUUCGUGAGAUGUACUGUGAACAUUGUGAACUCCCUGUCUGCUAUCAUUGUUCAGAACAUAGAACACAUCGGUGGAUAAAUCUUCAGAGAGUAUAUCAAACAAAGCGACAACAACACAGAGGAACCAUUCACACCAUCAGUGAAGCUCUCUUUUACAGACCUGUUCUCCUGCCACGAAUCAAAACUGAUUUCAAAACCUGUCACAUAGAAUUCUCCCUCUAUCAAUCAGAGAUGUUAACAAAGGCCCAGACACUGAAGCAUCUCAUUAACAAAGUGAGAAAAGAUUUCAUUAAAAAUGUGUUCUGUGACUUUGAUUUCAAACACAGAUGUUUAAAACAGAAGAAAGAAAUGAUCAGACAUAUUGUCAGCCUACAGGAAUAUGAACUCAGAUAUGUACAACCAGAAUUCACAUUCAGUGCACUACAAUUCCUUUCCUCCAUAAAGAAAGCCCUCCCCCAGAUACAUCCUACACACCACACCAGCCAGCUCUCCAUGACUGAGUCACUCAACAAGGAGGAUGUGAUGGAGUCACUGAGUGCAAUCCAAAUCACAGAGAGAGGAAACCGACACGUAGGAAACCAGUGUCUGCUGAAACUGACGUCUGCUCCUGAGCUCCAUCAAUCUCUCACAGUGACAGGUGUUGAUUGUUGUGAUCACAUUUCCUGUGUGACAUCAGACCGGGUCUGGGUCAGUGAUGACAUAAACAAUCUCAUCUUGACAGGCACAACAGGUGUCCCUCUACAUCGUGUGGAGGAUUCAUAUCCUGGUUUAUUUAGAUAUGGAGGAUUACACACAGUGAACAGUGAGAGUGAACUGAUUUAUAUAGAUAGGAAAGGUAACAUCAACAAACUGUCAAAGGAUAUGAAAACAGCCACCACAUUUAUAGAGACAACAGACUCUACAUGGGACCCACUGUGUGUGUACUGGUCUCCGUCUACUGGGGAUCUACUGGUCGCGAUAUAUAAUGAUGAUACAAAGACAGGCAAGGUAACCCGGUACAACCAGAGUGGACAACUCACAAAAACCAUACAGCACGACAACACAGGACGGGCACUGUAUAGUGGACCUCUCUAUAUAACAGAGAACAACAAUGGGGAUGUCGUGGUGUCUGACUCUAUAGAUAUUGGGUCUGGUGCUGUAGUGGUGACAAAGCGUGGAGGAAUACAUCGUUUCUCCUACACAGGACCUCCAUCAGGAUCAGGACUAGAGCCACGUGGAAUCUGUACUGACGCGCUGUCACACAUCCUGGUGUGUGAUGAUAAAACCAAAACAGUACAGAUGUUGGACAAGGACGGUCAGUUCCUGUCACAUCUACUGACAAAAUCACAAGAGAUGGGUGAACCACGGAGCCUGAGUUAUGAUGUCAACACUCACCGUCUCUGGGUCGGAUCAGGAUCACGGUACAACAAGGUGUGUGUCUACAGGUAUAUCACCAGACAGGACGCUCUGACAGAUCAAAGUCAAGUGAUGGAGUCACUGAGUGAAAUCCCAACCCCAGGGACGGAAAAACCACAGCAAGGAAACCAGUGUCUGCUGAAACUGAUGUCUCCCCCCGAGUUACUUCACUCUCUCACACUGACAGAUGUUGAUGGUUGUGAUCACAUUUCCCGUGUGACAUCAGACCAAGUCCGGGUCAGUGAUACAUUCAAUCUCAUCUUGACAGACACAACAGGUGUCCCUCUACAUCGUGUGAAGGAUUCACAUAGUUUUUUGAGUGGAUUACACACAGUGAACAGUGAGAGUGAACUGAUUUAUAUAGAUAGUAAAGAUAACAUCAACAAACUGUCAAAGGAUAUGGAAACAACCACCACAUUUAUAGGGAAAACAGACCCUACGUGGAGACCACGGUGUGUGUACUGGUCCCCGUCCACUGGGGAUCUACUGGUCGGGAUGUGUUAUAUACGUACAGACACAGGCAAGGUAACCCGGUACAACCAGAGUGGACAACUGACACAAACCAUACACCACGACAACACAGGACGGCGACUGUAUAAUCAACCUAACUAUAUAACAGAUAACAACAAUGGGGAUGUCGUGGUGUCUGACUAUAGCAUUUUCUAUCAGUCUGGUGCUGUAGUGGUGACAGAGCGUGGAGGAAGGCAUCGUUUCUCCUACACAGGACAUCCAUCAGGAUCAGGACUAGAGUCAAAUGGAAUCUGUACUGACGCGCUGUCACACAUCCUGGUGUGUGAUUAUAAAACCAAAACAGUACAGAUGUUGGACAAGGACGGUCAGUUCCUGUCACAUCUACUGACAGAAUCACAAGAGAUGGGUGUACCACGGAGCCUGAGUUAUGAUGUCAACACUCACCGUCUCUGGGUCGGAUCAUACAACAAGGUGUGUGUCUACAGGUAUAUCACCAGACAGGACGCUCUGACAGAUGAACACAGACCCCGUCCUGAUGGGGAGGCCAUGUUUAGCUCAACAUCAGCCGUAGAAUGGAGAUAGCUUGGAUAUUGACAUUGUAAAUGUUUCUGUACAAAUCUAGUCUGCUCUCAAAACCACACGUGUUGUUUGUCACUUUGUUCAACAUCUGCAGCUGAAAUUGACCUGUGUAUAAUUCCCAUGGACUGUAAUAUUGAGGCCUGUUUAUUUCACACUUUGUGAUCAUCCAAACAUGGCUGUCUAUUGCUAUAUGUAAAGUUAAUGUUAUGGAAAAUGGACUGCUGAUAUGAAUUUAAUAAUGAAUAAUUACUAUAAGUGUUUAGCUUUAUACUAUCUAAGACUUACUAGUGAUCUGAACACUGAGUGAGAUCAUAGACUCCAAGCCGAGAAUGCUUAGGAACUCGAGAAGGUGGCCCUGGGCAACCUACAACAUGAACUCGACCUCGAGAGGAAGAAUCUCAGAUCCACAAAGAUGAAAGUCUGGUUACAAGGCUCAACUCGAG
Molecule: messenger RNA, 4309 nt
Organism: Magallana angulata
Lineage: Eukaryota; Metazoa; Mollusca; Bivalvia; Ostreida; Ostreidae
Exons: 4
Coding region: 1206-3869 (887 amino acids)
Biological process (GO): protein polyubiquitination; proteasome-mediated ubiquitin-dependent protein catabolic process
Molecular function (GO): zinc ion binding; ubiquitin protein ligase activity
Source: RefSeq, a predicted model, not a curated record